GCAAUCAUGAUAGUAGUAGCAGACAAAUAGAACAUGCAAAUCUUAUAAAUAUAAUUAGUAGAAUUACACCUAUACUUUAUGAAUAUAAUAUUGUAUUAGAUAUUAGUAUUGAUGAUAAUUUAA
Molecule: messenger RNA, 123 nt
Organism: Cetraspora pellucida
Lineage: Eukaryota; Fungi; Glomeromycota; Glomeromycetes; Diversisporales; Gigasporaceae
Source: the annotation of a GenBank genome assembly